Molecule: messenger RNA, 2282 nt
Organism: Planococcus citri (citrus mealybug)
Lineage: Eukaryota; Metazoa; Arthropoda; Insecta; Hemiptera; Pseudococcidae
Exons: 1
Source: RefSeq, a predicted model, not a curated record
UUGUAUUCCUCCUGCAACAAAUCCUUACUUGACUACAACAACGACUAUGGUAACACCAUCACCAAAUACAACAUCAUCAUCACCAAAUACAACAGUAGCAUCACCGAAUACAACAGCAUCAUCACCAAAUGCAACUGCAUCAUUGUUGAAUACAACAGCAUCAUCACCAAAUACAACAGCGUCAUCAUCGCCAAAUAUGACAGCAUCAUCACCGAAUACAACAGCAUCAUCACCAAAUACAACAGCAUCAUCACCAAAUACACUGGCAUCAUCACCAAAUACACCGGCAUCAUCACCAAAUACAACAGCACCAUCACCAAAUACAACAGCAGCAUCAUCGAAUACAACAGCACCACCUUUUACAGUGGUACCUCCACCAUUGCAUUGGACAGCACCACCUUUUACAGCAGUACCUCCACCAUUGCAUUUGACAGCACCACCUUCGACGGUGACAGUAGCAACACUGGAUACAACAGCAGCACCAUCAACCAUGACACCUCCACCAUCAAAUACAACAGCAGCACCCUCGUCAGCAAUAGCUGCAACAUCAAAUACAACAAAGACCAAACCUGCACGAAAGACGAACGAAUAAACCUCAUAAGUACCCACAAGCAUACAAAAUAAAAUAUAAAUUACCUAGGUACUCUUUUAAAAUAAAUUGUAGACUAGUUUUUUUCUAACCUCUAACACAGCCAUUGGCAUUUUUUCUCUGUAUAAUCAUUAAUCAUAAGCCUAUUUUAAAAAUUAAUGAGGAUUUAUAAUUUGGUAGCAUCAUCACCUUACACCCCUUAACCCUAUUUCCAUUUCUUAAUCCACAAAAAAAAAAAAUAAGAACAUUAAUUUGUACCCUUGAAAAAACAAGGUGGGAAUCAAUUUGACCAUUUUCUUUGCUUUUGGAAUCCCUGGGAGUAUAAGAACGUGAUACAAUUAGUAGAUAUUACUGGAUAGCUGAUAGGCCCAACACUUGACAGGCAUACCAACAAGCUUGAGAAGCCAAACUGGCAUGUUGACAGACAACUAUGAGGGAGUAGACAGGCUAGUUGAUGGCUUUAAUAAUCCAGACAGACAGAUCAAUAACCUGGAGAGAUCAGACAGGAAGACAGCUGACAUUGGGAGGCCAUAUUGACAGAUCAAUGAUUUCAUCAGGCCAAACAGGUAGACAGAUGGCCUUGAGAAGGCAGACAAAUGACCAGGUCAAUGACCUUAGAAGGACAUACAGGGUGGCGGGCAAACUUGAGAAGCUGGCCAGUGAGGUCAAUGACAUUAGGAGGCCAGACAGGGAGCAAGACGACCUCGAGAAGCUAGACUGAUAGGUCAAUCACCGUAGGAGGCAAGGAGAAAAAGAAUACAGCGUUCAGUAAUCAGACAGAUGGGUCAAUGGAUAUGAGUACUUCUGCAGUACCAAGGAGCAUUAAGAAUGAUAACUAUGUAGCUCUUCAUUUUGAAGAAUCUGCAGUUUUGAGAUAUUUGUUGAGGAAGUUCUGACCCAAAUAGGUGCAGCAUAGGUUAGUGAUGAACAAAGUAUGGUGGAGUAGAGAAUUGUGGUACUCACGUGAAGUUGAGAUAUUCAAUCUGGUAGGGGAUAAAGGGUACUUAAUUCUGUGUAGGUUGUUCUCAAUUUGUAGGUAUAGAAUGUAUUUCAAUAGGUGAGUCAAGUAUCAAGUAGGACACCAACCAAGGUAUUUUACUAGUUCUUGAGUGUGUUUCUACAGCCCUAUGGACAAUAAAUAUACCUAAGUUUUAGUCUCGCUUUUCAGCUAUUAUGCUCAUGUUUUUUUCAAGUCCGCUGUUACCCCAUUCUUCCUGUAACCAGUUUUGUUGAAGCAGAUCAGGUCUUUUACUGCAUCCGCAUUGCGUUUAUGCCAUUUCACACUCUAGGGGGGGAGGGUGUCUUUCAGAAUAAAAUUCCACACUGCGUUGACAUGAUUACUCUGGGCAUAAAUGCAUCAAAAAAAGCGGUCCGAUUUUUACGUUGUAGUGGGGACUAUGGAAUCGAAGUUACCCACUAGUGCUGGGAACUUUACACCCAAGUAUAGUGUAGAUUACACUGAAAGCUCAGCGCUCUCUGGUGGUUUAGUUCACCAGAGGCUUUACUGUAAUUGCAUUUUAAUUGGCCACUGUGCAGUCUUUACUACUUUCUAUAGGCGAAUGGAUGUACAUAUCACGCUGAAUCCACAGCUCUUGGUAAAGAUGCUCAGCAGAAAGAUACAUGUUAUCAUAUUCUAUCAUAAUAGACAUUUGGUAUUGUGUGCACAACUUAUCCUAAUAAACCAUCACACCAA